ACUAAACCUCGUUCGGUUCAAAUUUGUCCCCGAGCACUCUCUUCUUAGCUCUUCCAUGACCAGAGGACAGAAAAGCGAAUCGAAGGAGCAGAUCUGCAGAGACAGAGAGAGAAAGAGAGACAGGGAGAGAGAGGGGGGAGGGGGGAGGCAAGAACUUUUGUAAGAUUCUUCUUUCGGAACCGUACUCUGACCGUACUUAGAAAACAAACAGCAUCGUCAGCCACAGAAGAGAGAGAGAGAGAGAGGGGGUGGGGGGUGGGACUUGGGAGUGGGGGAAGGGGAGGAGAUUAUUCAGGGUGUCUCCGUGCAUGCGUUAUUGGGAGAUGCUGUUCACAUUGGAGAACGGCCGAUGCUUUCCACCGGUCCUGGUAGUCGUUAAUGUGGUGCUUGCUUGUGUCGAUGGUUCUAUCGCUGCCAUUGCAUUUUCGCAGUUGAUAAGGAUACACUUGCGGACUCAACAACUUGGCUGGACACGGGAAAAGGUAUUCCAUCUCAUGAUUGGCUCAGCCAACCUAGGUUACUUUGUUUACUUUAUAUCGACCCUUGUUGCUACUUGCAAGGGAUGGUUGUGCUGGUCACAUGCUUGUGGGUUUAUACUUAUGGCCUUUCCUAGCAUUCUUUUUCUAGCAGCAUUUCUUCUAUUAUUAUCUUUCUGGGUUGACCUUUGCCAUCAGGCAAAUGAUGAAGAUGAAGAAGAUGAAGACAAUAGUUGUCGAGAUGCUUUGUUGGAAAGGUCAAAGAAUGAACCAGGUCCAUCUAACAUGGAUGGCCAUAGAAAAUGUUGCCCUUUUCCAUCUAUUCAUAUUGGCAGUAGACAAAAGUUUGUGAUUGUGGUGAUUGUGCUAGUCUUUGUCUUAAUGAUAACAUUUGCUGUGUUAAUCUGGAUUGGCAUGGGAAAGAAUCCCAUUGAUUCUUCAACACUGGCCCGGGUCUAUAUAGAUAUUUUUUCCAUUGCAAUCCUUUUGCUUGGUGGAGCUUUAGCUUGCUAUGGACUUCUACUCUUCUUGAAAAUGAGCAGAGUACGAUCAGAAAAAGCUUCAUCUGAAAUGUGGAAGGUUGCAGGUCUGGCAGUUGUCUCUGUUGUAUGCUUCACGUCAAGUGCCUUAGUGUCUCUUGUUACUGAUAUUCCUGUGCUUUAUCAUUGGUGUCAGAAAUACAUUGAUGGUGUAAAUACAUCUCUUUUAGUAGUAUUAUAUUACUUCAUAGGUUCAUCAGUACCUUCAGCCUUUGUGCUAUGGGUCAUGAGAGAAAUGCCCCCUCCACUUGCGGUUGAUAGACAAACACAAUCAAGAGUAGUGACAUUCAUCAGUAAUAGAUCAACUGCAACACAUCAUCCUCAGCACUGGACCACUGCCACAAGCUCACAAAACCAGGUCACGGGAGUAAGUCCAAUAUAAAUUUGCAAUAUGUGGAUGCCAUGUGAGAAUAUCUUGCUUGUGCCAAUUCAUGGAUAAAAAGGAAGCAUAUGCAGAAAAGCAUACAAGAGAAAGGGUUGGACUUCAACCAUGAGACUGCAAGGUCAACUGGGGCUGGUGAUACUCUUGAGAGGCACUUGGGAUACAGCCAUUAAGGUUGUGGUUGUUGCCAUGUUUUGGCACCCUACACGUGUAAAUAGCCACAAAUUUGUCACAGACUUCUAAUCACCAAAUACGUGUCUCACAUCUCUCUUACUUUCAUAUUUGUGUAAAAUCACUAUGGAAUGUCAACUUUAUGCUCCCAUGCAUCAUGGACAUCUUCUAUCCCAAUCAAGCUGGGUUUGUUCAAGCAAGUGAUUAUUUUUGAGCCA
This is a messenger RNA of Nelumbo nucifera (sacred lotus), 1786 nucleotides long. RefSeq names its product tobamovirus multiplication protein (gene CAND3). Lineage: Eukaryota; Viridiplantae; Streptophyta; Magnoliopsida; Proteales; Nelumbonaceae. The record is from RefSeq and is a predicted model, not a curated record.